Molecule: messenger RNA, 937 nt
Organism: Cotesia glomerata
Lineage: Eukaryota; Metazoa; Arthropoda; Insecta; Hymenoptera; Braconidae
Exons: 3
Coding region: 1-867 (288 amino acids)
Source: RefSeq, a predicted model, not a curated record
AUGUCCGACAAUGAUAGCAAUACAACUGCCACAGAUCUCCCUUUAUCUACAUCAUUCCGUUCUUUGUCCUUCAGUAGCGAACCCCAAGGUUCUCAAUCAACAUCUGCAUCCCAGGUUAGCGCUGCAACUCAACUACCCAUAAUAAACCAAGCCUUACAACUGUUAAAUCAAUCACCAAUUCCAUCAAGAAAAUUGAAUAAUAAUCGAUUUCUGAACAACAAAAUAAAUCGAAUAUCUGACAGCUUGAAAAAAGUUUUGCUCUCUUCAACCGAUGAAGAGUCGAUCGAUGAUGAGUCGAUCGAUGAUGAUGCUGCAAAUUUUUGCUCUUUAAUUGAAAAGAUACACGACAAAUUCAACGAUAAAGACACAGAAAAAUCUGUAAAAAUACAAAUUUUAACAUUGCUACCUGAAAAUUGGAGUGAAAGACAUAUCUGUGAAGUUAUGAAUACAUCAAAACAUUGGUCAAGGGUGGCUAAAAAUUUGGUUGAAGAAAAAGGUAUACUGUCAACACCUGAGUCAAAAUUAGGGAAAACAAUUACUAAUGAAGUGAAAUUAAAGGUUGAGAAUUUUUAUAACGAUGAUGAGUAUAGUGCGCCGAUGCCCGGGAUGAAAGACUUUGUUUCGAUUCGGAGUGAUGAUGGUAAUCGAAUCCACGUCCAAAAACGACUCAUUUUAUCUAAUUUAAAAGAACUGUACCAAUGUUUCCAUGAAACUAACCCUACAGAAAAAAUUGGAUUUUCCAAAUUUGCUUCUUUGCGACCAAAACAUUGUAUAUUAGCUGGAGCAAGUGGAACACAUACUAUUUGUGUAUGUACGAUCCACCAAAACGUUAAAUUGAUGAUGCUUGGUAAUUAUCAAACUAGUUAAUAAUUAUAAAUGCAUGAAUUUUUAGUUCACUUAUGUCCUUUCAUUUUAGGUGCAAAUGUUUACUCUUUAA